CACUUAGCUAAAGAAAGCAAACUAUUAGUCAAACGGAGAGACAUGGUGCCCGUCUAUACCACCACUACCCGGGCGCAAACUGCGUGCAGAAGGUUUGACUUCGUACCAUCUCCAUAGCAGGCAUAGAAAUCGCGAUCUUGGCUUAAGUAUCAAUAACUCUUGAAUGAUAAGUGGAGUUGCCAGGAGAGUACUCACGUUUGGUGGUAUCGUUGGUGGAACCUGUGGCCCCAUAUUUGCAUUAUCUACCAUGGCCGAAUUAGGAAACCCCGCAGAACCGAAAAAGGCAGCAUCUAUUUAUGAGUUCUCUGCAAAAGAUAUCGAUGGUAACAAUGUGUCGCUGGAAAAGUACAGGGGACACGUAUGCGUCAUCGUAAAUGUAGCGACUAAAUGAGGGUUCACGAAGGCCAACUACACUCAGCUGGUGGAGUUACACUCCCAGUAUGCUGAGAGUAAAGGCCUUCGUAUCCUCGCAUUUCCCUGCAAUCAGUUUGGUGGACAGGAACCUGGCACGGAGGCAGAGAUUAAGACAUUUGCUGAAGGUUAUGGUGUGAAGUUUGACAUGUUUAGUAAGAUCAAUGUCAAUGGUGACGACGCACACCCGUUGUGGAAGUACCUGAAGCACAAGCAGGGCGGCACGCUGGGAAGCUUCAUCAAAUGGAACUUCUCCAAGUUUCUGGUUGACAAGGAUGGACAGCCAGUGAAACGCUAUGCUCCGAACGUUGAGCCGAAGGCGUUGGUGCCAGACUUGGAGAAGUACUUUGCGUAGUCAGGUUGGACCCAUAGCCGGGAUUCUCCUGUCGACAUCCUCGCCCCGACGAUGCUCGAAUGACGACUCACUCUUCAAAACCACUAGGUUGGAGUUUGUCCGACAUGCAGCAUCAUGGGUUGGGAUGGACACCGGUCAGUUCCGGCCCGAGUCCGCCGUGGCAGUUGUGCGGCCGUUUGACGGAGAGGUACUGCCUCUGUACCACUUACAAUGUAACCCCCGGUGCAUCGUCAUCGCUUAGCAUGGUUUAGUAGUCUGUAGGUCACCAGUACACCAGUAGUUGGUUACUCAGGGUUUGUAGUCCUGUUACCGCUUCGAUUUUUUAGUGGUGUUUCUUAGUCAUUAGCAAAUUUAGAUGUUCUCCACUAGUCGUGUUUCGAAAGAGCGCUCGAGACGGAACGUUAAGAAAACAUUCCAAGUUCAGACAAAUUUAGUGGUGGUAGUAGCCACACAUUCAAAAGAUGUACUGGAACAAUCAGAGAAAUUAGGACUUGGUUGGUGGCUGGUCUAUGUAGUACCAUCGUGAUUGAAAUUAUAUUGCAGUUUUUUUUAUAUGGCAACUAACCGCAUAUAUUGUACUUCACCCCACUGGAAUUUAUUUGGUAGCAUGUAUAACGUAUUACACGGUUACGUCUUGUGCCCAUCUAUGUUUAACAGUUUAAAUAUUAAAUAUACAUGGGUUCAUGGUUACAUGCAUACAUCGUAGUAACAUUAACCCAUGAAGGAACAUCAGCGUAGACGGAUGCGAUACAUGUACUUUAAACGGUGACAUGUCUUAAUGUUACGAUAGGAUACAUGCAUAGUUCUGACUUAUGACUUGACAACUACCUGCUGUAGUGUAGCUAGCAUGACAGUAGUCACAGAACGGGGCCAUAAGAAAAGUCUAAGCUAGUCUAAAGCUAGGUGGUAGGUACUAUAUAGAAACUAAAUGCCCAAAAAAUCACUAGUUAUAUGAGACCCUGUCGAAAAUAAACCAAUUUGUUAGAAUGCACUAUAUUUGAUUUGUAAAUAAAUUCAGCAAUUCUA
Molecule: messenger RNA, 1792 nt
Organism: Priapulus caudatus
Lineage: Eukaryota; Metazoa; Priapulida; Priapulimorpha; Priapulimorphida; Priapulidae
Product: glutathione peroxidase-like
Exons: 7
Biological process (GO): response to oxidative stress
Molecular function (GO): glutathione peroxidase activity
Source: RefSeq, a predicted model, not a curated record